CUGCGUCUCUGAUAGGCUGAUACUCAGACUUCUGGGAUAUGUAGUCCCUGAAAUUACCAAGCGUAGAGUUAGAAUGCGCUUCAAACGAUGAGUUUUAAAUAGUUAAUAUAAUGUUUUGCGUAUUUAAUACGCUAGUAUUUAAUUUAUGUGAAGUGGUCAGACGAGUUAUUUUCUUUAAAGCGUCUAAAUUUCAAAGCGGAACUACAUUUCAGUGAGUUGUAGCUUUCCUUCCGGGCGGAGUUUACAGCGGCGCACAUUACAUGACCUGAAGUGAGUCGCGUUAUGAAGAAACCCUCAAGAUGUCAAAAGUUUACACGCGUUUAUCACGAUUUUCCUUUGCUUAUAAUGCUUUUACCAGCCGAAGACACGCGAAAUUAAGGCCGUGUGCCACAAGGAUGCUGUCCAUAACAUCAGCGCUGCACGCAAAGUCCAGGAAACCUCCAGAACAUGAGGAUGAAGUAGUAGACAAACCCAUCAAGUUCUCCACCAGCCCCGCCAGUCACAGGACCUGGAACGUGGACCGAUCCAUGGGCAGCAACUUCCAGCGGCCCUGGUGGAAAGUCCUCCCCAUCAGCCUGUUAGGAGUGGGUAUCCUCCUGUGGUGUGUGUUCAGGAAAGAGACCGAGGUAGACCAGACUCUGGAGAAAAACCUCUAUGAUCAUAUAUCAGGACUGCUGUCUGAGGAGGAAGAAGAGGAAGUCAAAAACAAACCAUCAUCAUGACUCAAACUAAAAUGGAGACUUUAUUUUUCAUCUGCGAUGUUAAUUUAUGGUUUAAUGCUAACUUCGGAAGUAAAACGUUUUCUACGUCAAAUCAGCCGUCCAAAAUGUCUGGUCUUGAAUGUGUUUGUGUUGAAGCGGAUCGUCUGAAUAUGCCAUUUCAGAAUUGAAUUUGACUGCUAGUUGUUAUUAACAUCAGAGGAUGCAUUACUGCAGUGUUUCUCAACCAUGUUUCUGAAGGACCACCAGCACUGCAUGUUUUGGAUGUCUCCUUUAUCUGUCAGACCCAUUACAGGUCUUUGCUAAUGAUGAUCUGAAUCAGAUGUGUUUGAUUAAGAAAACAAGGAAAAUGUGUAUAGAUGGCGGUCCUCCAGGAACAUGGUUGAGAAACACUGCAUUAGUGGACACACUGAAAAAGCGCCUUCAUUAUCUGCUACUUGAUCUGUAUAAUAAACUCAUAUUAGGAA
Danio rerio (zebrafish) is the source of this 1186-nucleotide messenger RNA. The record is from RefSeq and is a predicted model, not a curated record. NCBI's taxonomy places the organism in Eukaryota, Metazoa, Chordata, Actinopteri, Cypriniformes, Danionidae.